CGGACAUAAUUUUUCAGCGUACACGCGCACCGGAAGUUUAGAGACCACAACGCUCAAUGUGGUUUAGCCUCUAAAUUAAAUUUGCUGCUAAUAAACUCUAUUAGUAUCUAUAUUGGAAAAAAUAUAAGUUAAAACAUGUCUGAUAACGAAGACAACUUUGAUGAUGGAGACUUUGAGGACGCCGAUGAGGACGAAGGAUUAGACGAUCUGGAAAACGUGGAAGAUGAGGACCAGGAGAACGUACAGAUCCUCCCCGCAGGAGAGGGGCAGCAGGCUAACCAGAAAAGGAUUACAACACCGCACAUGACCAAAUAUGAGAGAGCGAGAGUGCUGGGAACACGAGCCCUCCAAAUAGCCAUGUGCGCUCCUGUGAUGGUCGAGUUGGAGGGAGAAACAGACCCCUUGCAGAUCGCCAUGAAGGAACUAAAGAGCAGAAAGAUCCCCAUCAUCAUCCGCAGGUACCUCCCCGACGGCAGCUACGAGGACUGGGGCUGUGAUGAGCUCAUCAUUACCGACUAAACAAACCUGGACUUUCAGCUGAACUUCAGAGCUUCGAUGAUACCAAACAGAAGCAGCAAAUGCAGUCAUUUUAAAACCUGCUUUGCAAGCAUGAGCCAGUAGGGGGAGACAUAACUUUGUUUAAACACAUUUUUUUAACAAACUGAACUUUUGUUGUAAGUAUUCCAAGUGUUGAUUUUGAUCAGAGAUCAUCUGUUUUAUUGUUAUAAAUAAAGUCUUUUUUUAUGAUAA
Oryzias latipes (Japanese medaka) is the source of this 750-nucleotide messenger RNA. RefSeq names its product RNA polymerase II, I and III subunit F (gene polr2f). Lineage: Eukaryota; Metazoa; Chordata; Actinopteri; Beloniformes; Adrianichthyidae. The record is from RefSeq and is a predicted model, not a curated record. Gene Ontology annotation, cellular component: RNA polymerase I complex; nucleus; RNA polymerase III complex. Gene Ontology annotation, molecular function: DNA binding. Gene Ontology annotation, biological process: tRNA transcription by RNA polymerase III; transcription by RNA polymerase I; transcription by RNA polymerase II.